CCGUUCCGAGCAGCAGCUGCGACUGUCAGCUGUUCAAUAUGGAACGAUAGCGAAAAGUGCAGUCACUUAUAGGAAUUGGUCGACGUUGGAUAAAUCGAGCGAGUGUGCCAGCCAGCCAGCCAAUUGGUCAACAAGAUUAAACAAGCGGGCAGGCGGAAGAAACGAGCGGAUCUUCGUAUUACCGCGCGCGAGAGUGGAUGCUAAGCGGGGUGAGGAGGCGGCGGCGGCGAAGGCGGAGGGACAGAGACGGGCAGACGGUGACGGUAGAGAGCGAGGAUCGUACGCUGCGUACGAGCGCUCGUGGGACGGCAGCGUCCGUGAAACGCGCGGUAAUCGGACGAUUUAUGCGCGAUCCUCGUGCGCCAGAUCAACCUGGAUGUAUUAACGCAAGGGCUAAAAUACGGCAUAUCAGGACUAAUGAACCUCGCAACUAAUCCGACGUCCGACACGACGUCCGACGCGCAGAGCAAUGGUCCCUACUUCGUUAACUUCAAUCAGGACUGCACGUCCUUGGCGGUGGGGUCAAAGUCAGGAUAUAAACUUUAUUCCAUCAGCUCCGCUGGGCAUCUUGAAAAGAUCUAUGAAAAUGAUGAUACAGACUUCGAGGACAUAUGCAUCGUCGAGCGGUUGUUCAGCAGCAGCUUGGUGGCGAUCGUCAGCCUCAAGUCCCCUCGCACGCUCACGGUGUGCCACUUUAGGAAAGGAACGGAAAUAUGCAACUACAGUUACUCGAAUACGAUUUUGGCUGUGAAACUCAACAGAGCGAGAUUGGUGGUGUGUCUGGAGGAGUCGUUAUACAUUCACAAUAUACGAGAUAUGAGAGUGCUGCACACGAUACGCGACACCCCGCCCAAUCUCACAGGCCUUUGUACACUCUCACCGAAUAGCGACAAUUGUUACUUAGCUUAUCCAGGAUCGAACACGAUCGGAGAAGUGCAGAUAUUUGACGCAAUUCAUCUCCAAGCCAAAACAAUGAUACCGGCGCACGAUAGUCCAUUGGCAGCGAUCGCUUUCAGCUCGACCGGCACCAAAGUGGCGACUGCCUCUGAAAAGGGCACCGUGAUCCGAGUUUUUGAUGUCCACGAGGGUACGAAACUGUUCGAGUUCCGACGCGGCGUCAAGAGAUGCGUCACGAUAAACAGUCUCUCUUUCAGUAUGGACUCCAUGUGGCUCUGUUGUUCCAGCAACACGGAAACCGUGCACAUAUUCAAGCUGGAGGAACCAAAGGAAACACCAAGCAAGCAAACCGCGGACGAAGCGCAAAGCUGGAUGGGAUACCUGACGAAGGCUGUGACAGCGUCGGCUACGUAUCUGCCGUCGCAAGUGACUGACGUUUUCACUCAAGGGCGUGCUUUCGCCAGCGUUCACCUACCGUUUCAAGGAUUGAAAAAUGUCUGUGCCAUCACCGUAACACACAAAGUACCAAAACUGUUAGUAGCUAGUGCCGACGGCUACUUGUACGUCUACUCUGUGGAUUUAACCGAAAGUGGAUGCUGCACUCUCAUAAAGCAGCACAGACUGGACGACAAGGAAGAGCGAGAUGACACGGACUGCGGUGGUUCCGGCUCCGGAACAGCGGCGAAUAGUACAAAUACAGCCUGCAUAAAUAGCUACGCGGGUGUGUUGCGUGGCCGCUCGCCAGACUCCAUGUCAGGUACUGAGUCAGAGAAGUAUCAGGAGAUGAUAGCGGCGACGGAGAGCCCACCGAAGGGCGGCGGCCCAUUCCGUCUGGAUGACGAUACCGAGUUUCCACCUGUCACGCAGAGGACAGACUGAGCGUAACACGCAAAUUAAAAAGGCAUAUCAAAGAGCUCAAGACACAAACGGAAGAAAAAAAAAAGAUCGAUGCAGGAGCAACGUGACCACCGUGGCGGAAGGACGAAAGGGCAAGGGGAGGAGGCGGUCAGUCAACCGGAGCGGAGGACGUCCAGUAUCUACAGACGGCCGUAUAUCUAGUACUCCGAGAAUUCAAUAGAACCAAAAACCCUGUAGGCGAUAUUACCGAGAAUGUUACGUAUCCAGUACGCGCUAAAGAUCCAGCGAGGUGUGCGUUAAUCCAAGCCAAGAGCCUCAUCCAGUCGAGCUCGGCAGUCAGUUUUCUUUUCACUUUUUUUCCUUUUUUCCUCGUGCAAAGAUUUGCAGAUAUUUUGGAGGACGACGCGUACUACAGGAGAGAUGAGAGAUGAUCUCCGAGUAACACUCUCGGUCAUAUAACUGAGCUAUCGGAUUAACUAGAAUUACCUUCAUCAUUCGUUAGAAUUACGAACGUCGCAUUGACAAGAGGAUGCAAAUGUCACGCGGAGAAUAUAGUAAUCCAAUGAUGACGGUUCUGUUUGUCGCGGGGAUUGCGAGAUCUUUUACACGUGAUUUACACAAAAAAGGCGUUAUUCGCGUUACCACAGCGAGGAUAUUUUUUACGAUUACAGGUGUAUGUAGGGAAAGUAUGCGUUUUUUUACCGUAGUCUAGGAUAUUUAGGACAGUGUACUCCGAUUUCAGGAUUCGACUCGUACAAUCCAGCGAUUAAUAAUUGCGUGAUCACGGACCAGUAUAAUUAAAAUUAUUUUACGCGGUUAUUAAUUGAAUUGCCAUACUUCGCCCUGAGCGAGGGAUACUAAGAAAAGCGAUACUUUACCAAAAA
Messenger RNA from Ooceraea biroi (clonal raider ant), 2639 nucleotides. RefSeq names its product Autophagy-related 18a (gene Atg18a). Gene Ontology annotation, molecular function: protein binding. The record is from RefSeq and is a predicted model, not a curated record. NCBI's taxonomy places the organism in Eukaryota, Metazoa, Arthropoda, Insecta, Hymenoptera, Formicidae.